AUGAACGCUAGCUUUGGCGGCUCCUUUGCCCGCGGCGUGUUUGCGGAGCGAGAGAUUGGUUACGGCCGUGAGGUCAUGAAUCUGCCCGCCUACUGCAUGUACAUCAGUGAGAACGACCGCCAGCCCCUGCGAGAACAGGUGCUUAUUAUGACGAAGGAGAUCUUCAGCAAAGUCGUCUACGGAACGCCACAGGAACAGCAGUACGUCAAGCACCGCAUCCUCUCGCUCAUGUCCGGCGGCUUUUCCUACUUUACUCGCGAGCGCGACGUUUUUGACUUUGCGGAGGAGGUGCGUGCUCCCGGGGCCGACGGGGCCUUCCGCAACGGCUCCAGCUGCCUGAUGAGCGGGGAAUUCUCCUCUUACGAUCUGCAGAAACUUCCCCUCAUCGUCGAGUUUAACCGCUUCGAGGUAGACUACCGUGGUCGCCGCGGCAUCUGCCUCUUCCCCGAGGCCUCGUACUUGAAUCACAGCUGCGAGCCGAACGUUGAGCUCUCCAUUACGUACAACAGCAUCAAAAACAACUUUUUCCUCAGCGCCCGCGCGGUGCGGCCCAUUCGCGAAGGCGAGGAGCUCUUUAUCAACUACAUGCCGGACAACAAUCUCCCUCUCUCACGUCUGGCGCUGACCAUGAAGAAGCGCUGGGGGUUUGAGUGCUCCUGCGUCAAGUGUAAGAGCCGUGCAGUGGGCGCCGUGACCGUUGUUUUUGUUGUUCUUCUGAUCCCCAUCAUUGUGUACAUCCGCCGCUUCAUUGUGGAGCGGACAAAGGAGAAGCACCGCAGCUUGUGA
Leishmania mexicana MHOM/GT/2001/U1103 is the source of this 786-nucleotide messenger RNA. RefSeq lists its product as hypothetical. The coding region runs from base 1 to 786 and encodes 261 amino acids. NCBI's taxonomy places the organism in Eukaryota, Euglenozoa, Kinetoplastea, Trypanosomatida, Trypanosomatidae. Gene Ontology annotation, cellular component: nucleus. The record is from RefSeq and is a predicted model, not a curated record. Gene Ontology annotation, molecular function: protein binding. The transcript has a single exon.